Dendronephthya gigantea is the source of this 711-nucleotide messenger RNA. RefSeq lists its product as uncharacterized. The record is from RefSeq and is a predicted model, not a curated record. NCBI's taxonomy places the organism in Eukaryota, Metazoa, Cnidaria, Anthozoa, Malacalcyonacea, Nephtheidae. The transcript has 2 exons. The coding region runs from base 1 to 711 and encodes 236 amino acids.
AUGGACGAUCUGACGAGGAAAAGACGGCGAUUGACGAAAGCAGAAAGGGAUUUGACAUGGCUGAGACAAAGCCAGGUCACGUUACGAGAGAAAGUCAAGAGGUUAAAGGAACUCGAUGAACAGAUCAUUGACAUACUAAGCGCCUCGGGAGAUGAAGACGCUGAAGCACAGCUCAAUAAAGAGGUCGAAAGUUCAGACGAAGCGGUCGCAGAAUUUGAAAGGACAUUGAUGAAAAUCGACGACGCGCUGCGGGAAUCCGGUGAACAAAGACUGCCAUUGUUGACGACGCCAGACGAAGGAAACCUAGACCAGAGCCGUAUAUCGACAGCCAGUACGGGAAAGAUCGUCAGAGCAAAGCUUCCGAAACUAAAGCUUAAGAACUUCAACGGUAAAGUAUGUGAGUGGCCCGAGUUUUGGGACGGGUUUUCAAGCUCGAUAGACAACAAUGACGCAUUGUCUGACGUUGACAAGUUUGCAUAUUUGCGCGGAUAUUUGGAAGGACCAGCGAAGUCUACAAUUGCCGGCUUAGCGUUAACAGGGACAAACUACAACUGUGCAGUGGAAUUGCUUAAGAAACGGUUUGAAAAGAAAAGCAUAGUUCAACGAGCACACGUGAAUGAACUCAUACAACUGCCGGCAGUUUACAAAGAAAGGGACAGCAGAGACUACGGAAGUUGUUUGACAGCUGCGAAACGAAUAACCGCGCCUUGA